AUGUCAAGUGAUGCAAUUGAUGGCAUAAUAACAAAGGCAGAAACAAAGAAAACCAAAGAAUCCACUAAAUGGGCACUCCGAGUUUUUGAAGGUGAGUUUUUUAUUGUAAAAAUAUAAUAAAUACAAUAUGAAAACCUCGAAAAAGGUGUGCGCUAUUUGCUAAAAUUUUUCGCAAAAACGAUUAAAAUAAGUGGAUGAAUUAGCUGGCGCACACACGUUUACAACCAACAACAACAUAUUUUUCUCAAAAACGUACACUAAAACACAAAUAAAAAUAAUUUUUCAUAACUCAUGCCAGUUUAUGCCGUUUUCUUUUAAUAGCUUGGUGUACUGAAAAAAGGCUUUCGAAGAACCUCCACGAAAUGAGCAAGAAAGAGCUUGACAAAAACCUCCGCUACUUUUACGCAGAAGCAAGAACAAGAGGUGGUGCAUUAUAUUCAAGAUCGUCCCUCCUUGGAUUGCGAAAUGCGAACGAAAGAUAUCUCAACAACCCACCAUUUAAUAGAGGGAUUUCAAUCACCAAAGGGACCGAAUUCCAAUCAUCAAACAAACUCCUGCAGAGUAUGAUAAAGUUAAACAAACGCGAGCACAAAAUACAAACCUCCCAUUCCAGCAGCAGACCUUCAAAAGUUAAAGUCGUCAAAUACAAUCCGGGGAGACAGUCCUUUGGGUCUUCUACGAAAUGUCUGGCUUAA
Messenger RNA from Pocillopora meandrina, 695 nucleotides. NCBI's taxonomy places the organism in Eukaryota, Metazoa, Cnidaria, Anthozoa, Scleractinia, Pocilloporidae. The record is from the annotation of a GenBank genome assembly.